CUCACCGUCCUCGACGUCCCGCUCGCCGUGCACAAUGGCGAGCACAAUGGCGUCAACGUCCGCAACUCGCAGUCCAUCAGGGUUCGCGUCUCUCCUCCGCCGCUCCAAAUUCGCAUCCUACGACCCCGCCAUCGGCCAAGUGUACACCGCUCCUCACGCACACCGUGUCCGCGGUACCUUCGGGUUCAAGCGCCAGCUCCCCCACGGUCCCAAGGGUCUCAAGCUGCAAUAUGUCAAUAUGAAUGCACCGGACACCGCCUGGAACGUCAUGUUCUGGAGUUCUGGGGAGCGCGGUGCUCGGUGGAUGAAUACGAUGGACGAACUGCGCCCUCCGUUCCUCCCCGCCAAUGACGGGAUUGACUCGACUAGAGAUGGGUGGAACACUUGGAUGGACCAGACGCGGCCGAAAGAUCGACAGACGUGGUACGACGACACCGAGUUUACCAAGGCUCUUAAAGCCGGCCAUUCCCAGGGCCGGGGAUCGAAGGCACUUGACCUGGAUCCGCUCGAUGGGGUACUCCCGACUAGGAAGCAGGACAAUGAAGUGUUCCCGAGCACUAAUUGGCAUAGGCUAGGGAGGAAGGAAAUGCGGAAGUUCUUGCAGGAUGUGAGGGGCCUCAGCGAGGACUUCAAGGCGUGGAUCGUACAAAAGCACAGGGAAGGCAGUCUGAACCUCUUGGAUGAAAAUAUGAAGGCAGACAGAGCCAGCAAAAACAGCAAAGCUGUUCUUCUGGAUAACGAUGUCGUCUUCUUCGAGUUGAUGCACGCCCCUAACGCCCCCCUGCUCUUCUUCGAAUUCUUGAAGGAGCGGCGCUCCCCUGACUGGACCGAACAGCUCAUUCCCGCCCCACACCCUACGGCCGGACUGUCGUACCACCGGCCAUCCACACUCCAAGCAUUCCUCGAUCAUCCACCGAUAAAUGGCCACAUCCUCGGCGAGAGGCAGACCGGAGGGAGGGGCCGCAAACGCGAUACAGCGGACAACUCCGUGCUCGUGGGCGUCGCUGGGCAUGUGGCCAAAUUAGAGGAAUUCGAGCAAGGUUCGAGGGCAAAGGCGAUGCAGAAGUUGUCGGACGACCCCGAGCUCGGCAGAGGCCAAUUCCGCAUCUGGAACACCGUGCUAAUAACGCCGCCGGAAACCUCGGCCUCAAAGCGCGGCUCGCUCAAAUGGGAGGAUAUCCGGGGAUCCCGGGUCAGCAUCGAACUUCGCGAGAUGAUUCCCGGCGUGGACGCGCUCGAAAAUAAGAGCCUGCCGGGUUCGCCGAAGUAUGUCAGCGAGAGCCUCAGUGACCUGCGGGUGAGAGGUAUGACUGGCCAGCUUCGCCCAGCGACGAACAAGGAGAAGAUCACUUCGAGUUUCUCUCUCAAAGAACCCUCGGGGUCCCAACUCGUCGAUACCCUGGACAGGCUCCUUGAUAAAACAGCUACCACACCACGCACGGGCUGAAGGAAGACGGCAAGCCGGGCGAGCACGAGGGAUAGUGAUAUGCAUGCAUGCAGUGCUUGUAUCUCUUCGUUAACACCAUAACCCUAACUAGUGUAAAUGGUUAAAGCACAUC
This is a messenger RNA of Dacryopinax primogenitus, 1559 nucleotides long. RefSeq lists its product as uncharacterized. The coding region runs from base 35 to 1447 and encodes 470 amino acids. The record is from RefSeq and is a predicted model, not a curated record. The transcript has a single exon. NCBI's taxonomy places the organism in Eukaryota, Fungi, Basidiomycota, Dacrymycetes, Dacrymycetales, Dacrymycetaceae.